AUGAACAAGUCGUCACCUAGAUGUGACACAUUGCUUGGUGUGAACAAGUCUUCGCCACGAAGAGAACAUCUUUCAGCUGUAAAGAAAAGUUCCCCUCGCCGAGAUGUUACGCCUCCUAUUCGAUCGUCUCCUAGAAGGGAACCAGCUUCAGUUACUAGAAAAAUGUCACCAAAAAAAGACCAGGCAAUCGCCUCCUGUAGGUCAUCACCAAGGGCAGAGUCUAAAGUACAAAAGGUGUCUGAGGGAAGAUUAUCAAGGUUUGAUGUCCACUUAUCGCCAAAAUCAGAGACAGUAACAGCUUCAACAUCAUUUCAGUCAUCCACAUUGAGUUCAGCAAAGACUGUUUUACCAAGCACACCUACAUCUGUGACGCCUUCUCCAUGCAGUUCCACCUGUAGCUCACCUGAGAGGUCAAGUCCCAAAGGUCCAAAGCCCAUUUCCAGGGUGGCAUUGGCACUAACUAUGUCGGAGAAAUCAAAGAAAUCCUCAACAUCGACUAACAAGGGAGCUAACAAAUCUACUAAACGUGGAAAAUUCAAUGUCGGAUCAGAGGUCUUAGCCAGGUGGAGUGAUGGUCUGUUCUACCUCGGAAAUGUACUGAAAGUUGAAGAUAAAGAAGGCAAAUGUUUUGUGCAAUUCGAAGACAAGUCUGAAUUUUGGGUGUUAUUCAAAGAUCUUCAAAAAGGAGCUAAGGAAGGAGAGAUCAACUGCUGUGUGUGUCAGAGCGAUGUGUCUGAUGCCCCUAAUGAAAUAGUGCUAUGUGACAACUGUGGUAUUGGAUACCACCAGGAAUGUCAUAAUCCUACCAUUGAUGAUGAAUAUGUGAUCGAGGAGGAGGUGGAGUGGUGCUGUCGCCUCUGUAUAUUUGCUGCUGCAGUCAAGAAAGGGGGUGCCUUAAAGAUUGGAGCUGAUGCAACUGCCUUGCAGAAAAUGAAACGGGCGUUUCCUUAUGAUCUGAACAAAUUGACCUGGGAUGCCCAAAGAAAAACCAACGUGGAGCAGUGUUACUGUUACUGUGGUGGUCCAGGAGACUGGUACUUAAAGAUGCUACAGUGCUGUAGAUGUAAGCAGUGGUUCCAUGAAGCCUGUAUUCAGUGUCUAGAACAUCCGUUGUUGAAUGGGGAUCGGUUUUAUCUGUUUGUCUGCUCACACUGUAACUCUGGGCCAGAGUACAUGAAGCGACUUGAUCUCAAAUGGGUUGACAUUGCACACUUGGUUCUAUUUAACCUCACGCUCAGUGGCAUAAAAAAAUUCUACGACUUUGAUGCAGUCAUGGCCUUCACCAAUACCAACUGGAACAAACUACAGCUCAGCAGCAAGAUGGCUGAAACACCUGAAGAAGAAAGGCGGAAAAAACUGUAUGAUGUAUUGAAAGGUCAUAAAACAAGGUUCACAUCCAACCGGGAAGUGAGGAAGAAACACACAGUCUGGGGCCUAAAGAUGAGGGCUCCACCCCCUGGUCCCACAAUUAUACUCCCAGUGGAUGGACAAAUCAACGAAGAGGUUAUGAACUCCCUGCAGGCCAAAGGUCACAAAACCAAAUGCUUUAUUCCAAUUCAGUGUUCGCUAAGCCAGAAGACGGCUCUAGUGCUACCAAGUAAUUCCCCUGUGCCUCUACGGUAUAAGAAGAACAGUCAUAUGAUGGAUGAGUCUAUUGCAUUUAAGUCUGACAAAGCCAGGAAAAAACUACUUCAAACACUGGAGAAUGGUGAUGAGGAUGCUUUCAGCCUCAAUCAGAACUAUGGUGGCUACAAUGGAUGUCUACCAAUCAAAGAAGAACCAGACAGUCUUGUGUCCAAGAAUUCCUCUUCACCCACAAAAGGUAAAUCCAAAAAGAAGAAAUCCAACACCUUGGAAAAUAUCAUACCGGUGCCUACAGACUUUGAAAGUUUCAAUCAUCCUUUUAAAACGGAAGUAGAACAGAAACAGGAGUUUGCCAAACAUCAGAGGAAGAUGCAGAUUAUCAACUAUCUCUAUCAGACCUAUGACAGUGACACGGCCUCCCAGAGUUCUUUGUGCUCAGGACUAUCAGGUGAUGACCCAACUAAAGGCAUUCCUACACCCCCUCCCUCAGUCACCUCCUCCCAGUCCACUGAAACAGUGACAUCAUGCUCGAGUGAACCACGCCGGCAACGUAGAGGAAGAAAACGCAAGGACUGCGACGAUGAGCAGGAAGAAACUGUAGCACCACGACGUAGUAAACGGGUUCGUGUUAGUAUAUCUGGACGUUACGAUGAGAUGCAGAAUGUGAUUGACACUCAAAUGAUUGAAAGUGUGAAAUGUCAUGUUGUUAGUAUGGACCGCAUCAAAUCUAAUAUAAAUAGUUACUUUGGGGCAACUGAUCGCCUGAAGAAAGGAGAGAAGUAUGAUGUGUUGGCUAAACGUGUGAACUCAGAAGGAAAAGUACAAUAUCUGAUUGCAUGGGACGGCAUAGUAGCAUAGAUGUAUUAUUA
Ylistrum balloti is the source of this 2453-nucleotide messenger RNA. RefSeq names its product metal-response element-binding transcription factor 2-like. The record is from RefSeq and is a predicted model, not a curated record. The transcript has 16 exons. Gene Ontology annotation, molecular function: chromatin binding; DNA binding. NCBI's taxonomy places the organism in Eukaryota, Metazoa, Mollusca, Bivalvia, Pectinida, Pectinidae. Bases 1 to 2442 code for a protein of 813 amino acids. Gene Ontology annotation, cellular component: nucleus. Gene Ontology annotation, biological process: chromatin organization; regulation of DNA-templated transcription.